CUGCCCCAUCCCAGGCCUUUCCAGGUCCCCUCUCCCGGUGAACCGGAUGCUCUGUCAGUUUCCUCCUCCGCGUCCUCGGCGGCCUCCGCUUCCCUGGCGCAGCCGCAGGCACCCCCGAGGGCACGGGCAGGGGCUCCCGGCCGUUAGCCUGGCAGGAGUAGGACGCCGGUAGGAGCUGGGCGCGCACGGUUACCGAGCGUGGAGGAGACACUGCCCUGCGGCGAUGGGUGCCAGGGGCUCUCCUUCACGCCGGAGGCAGGCGGGGCGGCGGCUGCGAUACCUGCCCACCGGGAGUUUUCCCUUUCUCCUCCUCCUGCUACUUCUCUGCAUCCAGCUCGGGGGAGGACAGAAGAAGAAAGAGAAUCUUUUAGCUGAAAAAGUAGAACAACUGAUGGAAUGGAGUUCCAGGCGCUCAAUCUUCCGAAUGAAUGGUGAUAAAUUCCGAAAAUUUAUAAAGGCACCACCUCGAAACUAUUCUAUGAUCGUUAUGUUCACUGCUCUUCAGCCUCAGCGGCAAUGUUCUGUGUGCAGGCAAGCUAAUGAAGAAUAUCAAAUACUGGCUAACUCCUGGCGCUACUCAUCUGCCUUUUGCAACAAACUCUUCUUCAGUAUGGUGGACUAUGAUGAGGGGACAGAUGUUUUUCAACAGCUCAACAUGAAUUCUGCUCCUACGUUCAUGCAUUUUCCUCCAAAAGGCAGACCCAAAAGAGCUGAUACUUUUGACCUUCAAAGAAUUGGAUUUGCAGCUGAACAACUCGCAAAGUGGAUUGCUGACAGAACGGAUGUUCAUAUUCGAGUCUUCAGACCACCCAACUAUUCUGGCACCAUUGCUUUGGCCCUGUUAGUGUCACUUGUUGGCGGUUUGCUCUAUUUAAGAAGGAACAACUUGGAAUUCAUCUAUAACAAGACUGGUUGGGCCAUGGUGUCUCUGUGUAUAGUCUUUGCUAUGACUUCUGGCCAGAUGUGGAAUCAUAUCCGUGGGCCUCCAUAUGCUCAUAAGAACCCACACAAUGGACAAGUGAGCUACAUUCAUGGAAGCAGCCAAGCUCAGUUCGUGGCAGAGUCACACAUUAUUCUGGUACUAAAUGCUGCUAUUACCAUGGGAAUGGUUCUUCUAAAUGAAGCAGCAACAUCCAAGGGAGAUGUUGGAAAAAGACGGAUAAUUUGCCUAGUGGGAUUAGGCCUGGUGGUCUUCUUCUUCAGUUUUCUACUUUCAAUAUUUCGUUCCAAAUACCACGGCUAUCCUUAUAGUGAUCUGGACUUUGAGUGAGAAGAUGUGAUUUGGACCAUGGCACUUUAAAACUAUAACCUCAGCUUUUUAAUUAAAUGAAGCCAAGUGGGAUUUGCAUAAAGUGAAUGUUUACCAUGAAGAUAAAGUGUUCCUGAGAUAUAGUUUGAAUUCUUGAGUUCAUUUCCAUGUUGUGAUAAUUCUAGCUUAUUCUUGUAUAAUUUUUGAAAUGUGUUUUCCUAGUGAAUUUAAUUUAUAGAAGUGGAUGGUUAAAUUUCAUAUUAGCACUGGAAAGAACAAAGGAAAUACUGAAGUGUUUUCAAGCAUAUUAUAUUCAGUAUAUGCUAUAGGACUGAAAUAAAUGACAAUGUAAUUAUGAAUUCAUGUGUUAGAACUGUUCACUCAUUAGUAAAGAAAACCACAAUGUUAGUAAGGGAAAACUAUGAAAUAUAUGUUAAAGAAUCCUUAAGGUUAUACGGAGAUAAGGUAUAUGCAUGAUAUGUCACGUACUGAAAAAUUAUACUCAUUGUCAUUUCAGUAUAAAGGAUGUGUGUAUGGUUACAGAUGGUUUUGUUCUUAUUAAUCACAAUUAGAUGAAGAGACAGGGAGCUGGAUGAAUAGUGCCUGCAACUUGGAAGCCUAACCUGGGAAACGGAGGUGUUUCCCAGGACAUAAAUUUUAAAGCAAACAGGACUAAAUCAAUAAGCUUGAAAGCAUCAGGUGAUAGAAGCAACACACCAAAACUAGAAAUUAAUUCCUCUCUAACUUUAGAAGGGUCACCCAGGAAUCUAGACUUGUAACUGCAAAACUGACGCAUGAUGGCCAUUUUCCCCACGUGUUAUAUGGAAAAAGUUUGCCAUCAAAACUUCAUUCCUUAAAUCCAGAUGAAAAUUAUCCUAUGCGUGAGUGAGUCAGUGAAGCUUUCUUGAAAACCAAAUAUAGGAGUCUAAUCAUUAUGUUUGUAUAUCCUCUUUUAGUUUAUAAAGUACUUUUGCAUAUGUUAUCUUUUUUCUUUACAACAACCCUGUAAAUUAGACAGGAAAUACAAAUUUUGUCUGACUUACAGAAGUAUUAGAAGCUGAAAGCCAAAAAGAAUAGAAAAAUAGAGCUUCUAACUGGGGUUUCAAACUCUGAAACCUGAAUUUUUAUUUUCUGUGGUGCUGAAGAAUAAUUUAAAAAUGCAGUCAGUUCAAUAAACUUUUUUCCUUUUUUUUUAAAGGUUAUCUAAUUUUCAUUAAAAUCUAAAUAGUAGAACAUGGAGAACUUUGUUAGGAGUUUCAGGUAUACAGUCUCAACAGGAACCAAGUGCACAUCUACUGAAUUUGCUUAUUUCAUACCUUUAUGAAAUUCAGUAAAGAAUGGGAAAUAUAAAAUCCUACAGGGGUAUAUGAAGCUUAGUUCCAGGGCAAUAUGUGUGCUAGCAAUAAGUUAUCUUGUCAAAACAGAAUAUUCAGUGAAAAUUGCAUAAUUCAGAACUAUGUUCACCUUACCACAUAUUCCCAAAUCUAUUCUUAAAAAGCACAUUAAGUCCCCUAGUUCCUGUUCAAAGUGUGAUAAAUUUAGUACUGGAAUGGCAUUUAUGGAAAAGCAUUAAGUGAUCAUGAUCAUUUGUUUAAUGCCUAUCCCUAGGUAGCACUUGACAUGUAAAUGUAAAUCCAUUGAGUAUUUUUACAUUUUCUAAGGUUCAUUCAGAACAGGUAUUACAAUUGGAGUCUGAGACCAAAUUUUACAUGUAAACAUCUUUAUUAUAAUUAUUUUUGUUUGUCCCCUUAAGGCUCAAAGUUGUUAUUAAACAACAUACCUUUUGGGCGCCUGGGUGGCUCAGAUGGUUAAGCGUCUGCCUUCGGCUCAGGUCAUGAUCCCAGGGUCCUGGGAUCAAGUCCCACAUCGGGCUCCCUGCUCCUUGGGUGCCUACUUCUCCCUCUGCUUCUUUCUCUCUCUCUCUCUCCCUCCUUCCCUCUGUCUCUCAUGAAUUAAAAAAAAAAAAAAAAAAUCUAAACAACAUACCUUUAGUUUGUCUAUAAAGCUUUAAUAUAGUGUUCAGUCACGACCAAAGUCAGACAAUGACCAAGGUAAGGAGAACUUCCCUAUUCCAGAUUAGUAAAAGUUUUGUAGCCUAUUAUAUAAUUUCCUCUCAGUCAUUAUAUGCCUACAACAAAAACAGUCUUUUAGCAUUUUACAGCUAGAGAGCUGUCACUUUUCUAUAGACUGUUGUUGCAUUAGGGAAGUGAUUCUAGAGGGAAAUAAACUGCCUCAAGACAAGUUGUUCCUGGAAAGUGCUAUAGGCAAAACUACAAAGAGUGGUUCAAAUGUAGUUUCCUUUCAGAAUUUAGCAUAUGGAAAAUCACAUAUGUAAUAUAUAGGCCAUCUUUACCUUUGCCAAACAAAUUAAAUUGAAAAAUUAAUUAUCUGGUAUGCUGUAUCCUCCAAUGUCACUUUUCAACCAAAUUUACUGUAUUGAAGUCUCCCUUAAAUACUGAUUAUAUGUUGAACAGUCUUCAGUUAGAGGAAAAAAUCUUAACAGAAAAUUCCAUCUAAAGGAGUUUAAUUUCUAACAACAUCUGAUGAAUAAAAAAUGUUGCAUUUUGCUCAGCAUACUGUUCCUUGCAUCAGAUAUUCACAUGAGUAAGCCCAAUAGUGUUGUGUGUUUACUAUAAUUUUCUUUUGUGUAUAAAGUAAUAUCCCUUGUCAAUUAACAAUUCAGCAAGCAUGGUGAUUUGGGGAGAUUAGAUCUUGUAACCAUAGAAGAACCUCCCUAAGGGUACAUGAAGGGAGUAGUUAUUUCUAAAUAAGGCAUGACAUACUAUUUUGAGAUCAAACACAUGACAGUAAACAUUGUGUUUUAAGAAGUACUGGUAACAAAGGCAAACAUUAACUAGAGCAUCUAGCAACAAAACAUUUGAAUGGACUUUUGGACACAAUGUUCCUAAGAGCUCAUUAACAUUCAAUUUAAAAUAUUAAAACAAGAGGCUUUUCAUACUCUAGCAAGGACCUGUAUUGGGUCAAACAUAAUUGUUCUGAUAGUAUUUUUUCUAAUAGUGGGGAAAGGGUGAGCAUAGGAGUCACACUACAAGGGUACAAGUGUGUUCAUGCUAGCCCCUCAAUCCCCUUAUACGAGCCAUGAGUAUGUGUCAUUUAUGAAUUCUUCUAUACUCCUUUUUUUUACCUACUUAUGUCUGAAAUAUAUAUGCAAUGUUUUUAUCAUAUAACAGUGUAAGUAUUUACUAAGUUUGAAUAAAGCAUCACACAU
Zalophus californianus (California sea lion) is the source of this 4478-nucleotide messenger RNA. RefSeq names its product tumor suppressor candidate 3 (gene TUSC3). Bases 224 to 1270 code for a protein of 348 amino acids. The record is from RefSeq and is a predicted model, not a curated record. Lineage: Eukaryota; Metazoa; Chordata; Mammalia; Carnivora; Otariidae. The transcript is spliced from 11 exons. Gene Ontology annotation, cellular component: oligosaccharyltransferase complex.